Molecule: messenger RNA, 2233 nt
Organism: Chara braunii
Lineage: Eukaryota; Viridiplantae; Streptophyta; Charophyceae; Charales; Characeae
Source: the annotation of a GenBank genome assembly
GCAUUGUCGGGCAUUGACAGACGCACGGGAGCAAGCUUUGGUCGAUGCACUCCUCGCCUGCUGCGAUUUAUGGCACAUGCGCUUCGGCGGGUCCCGCUCCUGCUGCUGGCCACUCUUCUCCUUCUUCUUGUGCUCUUGUUGUGAGUGUGUGUCGCCGUGCGAGGUCCGGGGAGCAGACGAAAUCUAUGCAUGGCGAGGAAGGUGACGAUGGAAAGGCGGGAAACCUCCAGCGGACUGCACGGACGUGCGAUCGACUUCUCCACUGCGGUGGCAAUGGCGGUAGCGCCGCGUCGUGCACCCGUGUACGACCCCACGUUGUACAGUCAUCUGCCACCACACGAGCAGUCGUUACCGCUGGAUCUGGAAGAGGAGUAGCGGGAGGACCUGUCCCACACUCUGCCACCGGGGAGUGGAUCUACGCAGGACUGGAUGGGCACCCAUUGCCGACAAAGGGAGGCAGAGAGAAGUCGCCACUCGUUCUCGGCAAUGCUGGAGGAGGGGUAUCGACGGAGGCGACACAGAGAUUGUUGACUUGGAUUUUCGGCUUGUCAAGCGGGCCUGCUUCACCGGUUAGGAACAAUUGUGCAUCAAGCCACGUCGUCGCCAUGACUGUCAGACAAACGUCUCUGCAUGGGGAGGGAGUGGCGGGGCGUGGCGGAAGGUCGUGUUUGGUGGAUGGCAGCGCAGAUGGGUGCCGUCCGACGCCCUCCUUCUCUCGAGCCACGGGAACAUCUAGCGACAAGGUGACGGCAGUGUUACCCCCCCACUUGGCAACACCUUCACCCCCACAAUGUCGGAAGGUGGCUGCACCGGCGGCGAACACGACCACUACCCCCCUGAAAGAAAUUGGCAGGCACGUGUGGGAGUCCUGUCGCCAACAGAUGCGCGGACCGACCGCUGAGAACAUAACGAACGGGGUAUCGACGAUGCGUGUUGUAAGCGAUGCGAAUGCGAACGACACCCGGAGGGCGACUGGUGACGAAUCUUCAAAUUUUCAUUGCGAGGAUGAAGCGAACGAUGCGAAAGAGUUGGAGAUUCGACCCCUGGGUGCACGUGGUAGAGGGAGGGGUGGAUGCGGACAUGCUGGGGGACACGCAACAUCCGCCAUUGCGGAAGAAUCCGUCGUCGGGGGAGAGGGUAAUGGCAACGAUGAAGAUGGAGGGUCAGCGUGGGAGUCCGGGUUCAGUGCAGGCAGUACGGGCGGCACUUGCAAGAGGAAGAACAUGCGCCAGCAUACGUUCGACACCAUCGCCGAAGUCAUGGAGAAGCACGGUGCAUUGAUGGCGAAUACUGUGGACGGGGCAAGCAAGCGGCAGUGCGACAUACUCGAGCGUGACAUCGACACCCAAAAGUGGCACUACGAGGCGUCUGGUGAGGCGAACAGGAUGAUGUGCAGUGCGUUGAUGGAGAUCACGAAAGCCAUCAGGGACAGGGAUGCCGACACUUGGAUUUGGGAGGGACGGCGUAAGCAGGGAGCAUUUUCAAGCACUAGCCGCCUUGGUGUGCCAGGAAUUGGUCAUGGUGGUGGAAGUGGAAGCAUGCGUUCUCAAGGGAUCGUCAUCAGCGAGUCGGCACCACAAACGCGCGUGGCUUCAAUCACGACGAUCGUUUUCAUUGUUGAAUGUGCAGACAAAGGACCCGUUUAUGCACCACAAGCGCGUCACGUGGAGCCGUCGAACACGAACACGGUCGGCGGGUCGUCGAGGGAAGUCGUCCCAUUGUCACAUGUAGGAAGCGGUGUUGCCAGGCCGAGCACCGCUGCGGGGGAAAGGCGAGAAGAACGAGGGCCCGGUGAGGCGGGGAGGAAAGAUGAGAGGAGGGAUGGCACUCCGCGACCGGACGACAAGGACGACGAGUCUCUUCGCAUGAGGAAGAAAAAAACGAGGCACGAGGAGGAGUUGGAGGCGACGUCGAAGUUGUGGACAGACGGGAAGACAUUCUGGCAUUUCUGGGGAAGUGGACCUGGUCGCCUGAUCGAGGACGCUGUGCACGAUUGCGCAGACUACUACUGCGCAAUCGUCAAUGAUGAUGCAGGCGCCACCGCACUGCGUGGCCUCAUCAUGCCACCCCCGAUCAUCAUGCCACCCCCCGAUGUUCAGCGUUUGCGAAUCCAAGAUCCCGCGCAGCGGGACGCAGCCCUUGGACGGGCGAGAAGGACGGAGAACGUCGCUAUGCGCGUCAUCCACGGGUGAAUCUUCAGGUCGUCUUCAAGAUCCGACGGUUUCGCCCGCGC